This is a messenger RNA of Rhinopithecus roxellana (golden snub-nosed monkey), 845 nucleotides long. RefSeq names its product speedy/RINGO cell cycle regulator family member E4 (gene SPDYE4). The coding region runs from base 132 to 845 and encodes 237 amino acids. The transcript is spliced from 6 exons. NCBI's taxonomy places the organism in Eukaryota, Metazoa, Chordata, Mammalia, Primates, Cercopithecidae. The record is from RefSeq and is a predicted model, not a curated record. Gene Ontology annotation, molecular function: protein kinase binding. Gene Ontology annotation, biological process: positive regulation of cyclin-dependent protein serine/threonine kinase activity.
UCACUCCUAACUUCUCCCGAGCCUCUAGAAGAGAAAUGCGCUCUUCUGGGUCCUAACGGAGUCUGGAAGAAGGCUUUGGACAGAACAGGGACUAGGUUCUGUGGACAGAAACAAAGUGUUUGGGAGAGACUAUGGCCAGUGGUCAAGCGCACCCUCCGUUUGAGGAGGAAAGCCCCCAGCCUAGCACAUCGGUGCAGUCCCCCCAGGUGGUGACGGAUGAUGAAGUGCCAGGACCAUCAGACCCUUGGGUAGAUCCCAGCCCCCAGCCUCAAUCUCUUGGCAUGAAAAAGAAGAGGGAAUGGUCAGACGAAUCCGAGGAAGAGCCGGAGGAGGAGCUGGAGUUGGAGCGCGCCCCUGAGCCCCAGGACACCUGGGUGGUGGAGAUGCUGUGUGGGCUCAAGAUGAAGCUGACGCGCAAGCGAGCAUCCUCCGUGCUCCCUGAGCACCACGAGGCCUUCAACAGGCUGCUUGAGGAUCCUGUCAUUCAAAAAUUCCUGGCCUGGGACAAAGAUCUGAGGGUGUCAGACAAAUAUCUCCUGGCUAUGGUCAUAGCGUACUUUAGCCGUGCCGGCCUCUUCUCGUGGCAAUACCAACGCAUUCAUUUCUUCCUGGCUCUCUACCUGGCCAGUGACAUGGAGGAGGACAACCAGGCCCCCAAACAAGACAUCUUCUCCUUCCUCUAUGGCAAGGACUACUCCCAGCGACCCUUGUUCCAUAAGCUUCGAUACCAGCUCAUCUGCUCCAUGCGUUGGAGAACGUGGGUUUCCCCAGAGGAGAUGGAGGAGAUCCAGGCUUAUGACCCAGAGCACUGGGUGUGGGCCCGAGAUCGCACCCUCAUUUCCUAG